CAAGAGCCAGGCUGCCCCUGGCAGUGAGUUGGUUGUCCGCCGCAUGGCAUGGCUCCAGGACUGGGCAGGUGGGUCCUGCAUAGCUAGUCCAAGCCAAUAAAGAACUGUGAUGAGUGGUUGCUCCUCUGCUCUUCUGGCCACUGACUCUCACUGCUUGGAGUACCUCCCUGGGGGUCUGCCCACUCCCCAGGAAGGACAGCCAGGCCUGGGUAGGGCCCUCCGAGGCAAAGCCCAGAAACUGGGGCCAUGCACAGGGCAAGCCUGCACCCUACACCUAUGUAUGCCAUAGAGGUAGACUCUUAAAAAAAAAACAGAAAGAAAAAAGAAAAGUUUAUUGGUGAUGUGUAAGAAAAGGGCUGUAGGGUGGGAAGGCUUGGGGUAGGAGGCUAGGUGGGCUGCCCCGCCUGCUCCUCCUGCUGCAUCUGGGCAAUCAGCUGCUGCCGCUCAGCGGCCUGGCGCAUGCGCAUCAUGACGAGGCUCUCGUAGUCCCUUUCGGAUAGCACUGAGCCCUGGAGGACAGAGGGGGGACAGGGAGGGGUCAGCUCACAGCCUCACAGACUCGGAGGCAAAGCUGCCACCAAAAGUCAAGGAAGGAGGACGUCCAGGAAGGGAAGGACCCCAGAACAUCCCACAGUUCCAACUCACCCUUGUUCUUUCCGAGCAAGCAGGCCCCCGGCCAGGUUCUCUGCUGGCUCCCCUUCAGCCCAUCUCAGUCAGCUGUCACCCCGGACUCACCUCCUCUUUCCCAGGCCCUUCACAUCUACAGUCAGCUCCAGUCUUUUCCCGGUGAAUCACUUCCUCACCCUCUAGCCAGGCCCUUGACUCUUUUCAUUUCCUCCACCCCAUGGCUUCUGCUUCUCACAGGCUUCCAGUGAAGGGGAGUUGUCAGAGGCAUACAAGCACACCCUUCUCUGCCAGGUGGAGGUGAGAACAAGGCCCCCUCCCAGCUGCUCACCCUUCCCGUGGUCUGGCUUCUGCUGAGGAUGCUGAGGGAGCCCUAUCCUAGACAUGGCCUCGCUCAGCCUCACCCCAGAGGCCAAGAGAAACAAGCAAGAGCCUGGCUUGCCUCUAAAAAUACAUACCAGGGCUCCUGGAGGGCAGGGCCCUGUGGCUCUUUCUUUUAUGAACUUGUCAGCACAGUGUCAGGGAUUAAAGGGUAUGAUAUUUUAAUAAUCAAAAGAAUAAUAAACAACUACCUGAGUGGGCCAAGGCUGUGGAGUGGAGGCAGCUCUACCAGACAGCCCUGAGCCACCAACCCCACACCCUGAUAAGGUUGGCAGUGAGACUUAAAUCACUUCCUCCCUCAGUGCAGAUGAAGCUGUUCGAAGCCCAGCGGAACUGGCACAGGAGCAAGCCAGGCCAGGGGGCUGCACAGCAGAGAGCUGCUAAGCCCUGUUUCUGUACCUCCGGCCAGUGCACCCUUGUGGAAUAAGCCAGGAAAAAAGUCUGGUGGUCAGUGACCCGAGGAACAAGAAGGGAGUGGCUGGGGUUAGGAUGCCAGGCCUUGGCCAACUGGUUUGGACUCAGGGGUGUACGGAACCAGGAAGUGUUACUCAACUCAGAUCCCCCUGCUUCUCCUAUCAGCCCCACCCCUCCUCCUCUCUCCAGGGCUGGAGAGUUGCCCUCCCAGCCAGGCCUACGUCCUAGGCUUGACCCAGCCCCUUCCCCAGAGAGGGUCCCCAAAUGAGGCCCAGGCAGCCUGAUGGGAAGAACUGGAGGUAGUAGGACCUUGGCCCACAAUUGUCCUUUCCCGCCCUGAGGCCAUCCAGAAUAAAUGGAGGAAGGAUGAGGAAAUGGAACAGCCAGACUUGGUGUCAGGCCAAGGGGAGGGCAGUUCUCCCCUCUCCAAGGUAAUGCUGCUCUGCUGAGAAAACCUAAAGUCACCCUUGGCAUGCCCCAAGCCCAGCCCUGGGAGGAGCCAGCCCUUUAUAGCCUCCUUCCCCAUCCCUGUAGGCUCUGCUAAUGAGGGCCUGUCACCGGGUCCCAGGGCUGAGUCACCCACACCAGCAUCAGGUCUCUCUCUUCCUUCCCCAACAAUCAUUCCACACACCUGCCUUUCAAUUAACCCCACCUCCCUGAGCCCCACCCCAGACUUCUGGGGGCUGGGGGGCCAGGCCUGCCUGCGAGGGCCUAGGGCACAGGGGCUGCGAGGCAAGAGGCAGCUGGUGACACACAAAGCAGGGCUGCCCCUACAGGAGUCCCCAGAGGAAUCUUACGCUCCCCAGUGCCCUGGGGUGUUGGCUGCGCUGCCCCAGUCCCUGCCUGCGGAUGCUGCAAUUACCUCAGAGCGUGAAACCGGGCUUCCCACCUGACUGAGUCAGCUGAAGACAACAACAUAUCUCCAGCGCACACUAGCACACAGCCAAGCCACUAGUCAGAGGCCAGGAGCCACGGCAGAGAGGCAGGCCCUGCGCUGGGGAAGGAGAAAAAUCCACCUCUGACUGCGGGAGAGCUGCCCUCACUCAGGCUCCGUAAGUGCUCUUCCCUCCUCUCAGGGUUUUUCCACUGCCCUGUCAAGUAUCCAGGUCACUCCAGUCCCUCUGGGAAACUCCCACCAGGAACUCCCAGUUCCCUGCUGUCCCAGACAAGAUCACCCACUUCCGCGGACCUCUGCUCACCAUCCAGGACACUUGUGCUGAACAGAAAGCUGGAGGCCUCUGCUUCUCACCAUUCACUGCUCCAGCGGACCCGAUGGUCCCCAGCUGCCCUUGAACCAGGCUUCUGAGGUACCAGGCUAGUCUGCUGGCUCCCUAGGGCCCCAUGGAGACCUGGCGGAAAGGCUCCUUCCGCAGCGCCUCCUUCUUCAAGAGGCUGAGUCUGGGGCGGCCGAGGCGACUGCGGCGACAAGGCAGCGUGCUCAGCCAGGCCAGCACAGCCGGUGGGGACCACGAGGAGUAUAGCAACCGAGAGGUCAUCAGGGAGCUGAGAGGGAGACCUGAUGGGCGGCGCCUGCCACUGUGGGGGGACGAGCAGCCCCGGGUGACCCUGCUGGCCCCGCCCAAGCCCCCGCGCCUCUACCGAGAAAGCUCCAGCUGCCCCAACAUCCUGGAGCCCCCGUCGGCCUACACCGCUGCCUACUCAGCGACCCUGCCCUCUGCGCUCUCCCUGGCGGAAGCCCUUCACCAAUACACAGAGGAGGAGCUUCUGGACACGCCCCCCUGCCAGAGGACACCUGCUCCGGACCUCAGUGAUCCCUUCUUCUCCUUCCAAGUGGACCUGGGGAUUUCACUCCUUGAGGAAGUUCUACAGAUGCUGAGGGAGCAAUUUCCCAGUCCCUGUCUGGGGCAGCCACAGACACACUUGGAAGGAAGUUGGGGAAGAAAGAAGAAAACCUGUCACUGGUCCUUUCCCUGAAGCACCGGGUCACCUCAGCACCAAACACUUCACACCACAGCCAAGCAACCUGCAGGCCAGGACAGCACCUUUGGGUGAUGGUGAGAGCCGCAGCAAGAAGCCAGAGGGUGAAAAGUCAGGUCUAAGAAUUCCCGGCACUCAGAGAGGAAA
Molecule: messenger RNA, 3504 nt
Organism: Sus scrofa (pig)
Lineage: Eukaryota; Metazoa; Chordata; Mammalia; Artiodactyla; Suidae
Gene: C1H15orf62
Product: chromosome 1 C15orf62 homolog
Biological process (GO): positive regulation of pseudopodium assembly; Rho protein signal transduction; positive regulation of actin filament polymerization
Cellular component (GO): plasma membrane; cytoskeleton; cytoplasm
Molecular function (GO): small GTPase binding
Source: RefSeq, a predicted model, not a curated record